UUCAGUGUUUUUGAUUUGAAUGGUUAAACGUACGCUCUCCACAACCAACAACAUCACAUCACAGUCCCGGUUGAGUCCAAACACCGACUUGAGAUACAGACUUGAGAUAUUAUUACUGGAGACAGAGAUAUCUCGCACGAUAUACGAGAUUUUCGAUAGAGAUAGCAAAAUCAGGCGAGCAGCAGUUUUAGCAACAGAGUUUGGUUACGGGAGUUACACGAGCAUACAUACAUACAUAUGUAAUAUUACGAGUCUGUGAUUUUAGUUAACGAAGAAAACGACAAAAAAUUAAGUGAUUUCGAUUUGUGACUGUGUGACUCUAAGACUCUCUCUGUCUAACUGUUUCUUAAUAUUUUGAGUGGUGCGCGUGUUCGAUAAGCGAUAAACGAUAAAAGGCAAUAACUAUUCAACAACAAUUACAAGUAUUAAAGUCCAAUGCAAGCUGAAGGAUAAUAAUAGUGUAACCACAAAAGUGAAUAAGUGAUAUUGUUAAUAACUACACAUUGCACAAAAUCAGAGCGAAAGGAGUUAAAUUAUCUCAACCAAAAUGGAAUACCUCUCACAGUUUUACGAUGGCUGGCGGGAUCUUAUGGACAACAAGUCAGAUCAGCGCACCCGCGACUAUCCGCUCAUGAGUUCGCCGUUCCCAACGAUAGCGAUCAGCUUGUCAUACGCGUACUUUGUAAAGGUUCUUGGUCCCAAACUCAUGGAGAACAGAAAACCCUUUGAGCUGCGCAAAGUGCUGAUCGUGUACAAUGCGUUGCAGGUUGUCUUCAGCAGCUGGCUAUUCUACGAGUCUUGCAUAGGUGGAUGGCUGAAUGGCUAUAACUGGAGAUGCGAGCCCGUUGAUUAUUCCUUUUCACCGCAUGCGAUACGGACUGCCAAUGGCUGCUGGUGGUAUUACUUCUCCAAGUUCACCGAGUUCUUUGACACCUUCUUCUUUGUGAUGCGCAAGCGUUACGAUCAAGUGUCCACACUGCAUGUGAUCCACCAUGGCAUUAUGCCCGUGUCGGUGUGGUGGGGCGUCAAGUUCACACCCGGCGGCCACUCGACCUUCUUUGGCUUCUUGAACACAUUCGUGCACAUCUUUAUGUAUGCGUAUUAUAUGCUCGCUGCGAUGGGACCCAAGGUGCAAAAGUAUCUGUGGUGGAAGAAGUAUCUGACGGUGAUGCAGAUGAUCCAGUUCGUGAUGGUGAUGGUCCACUCGUUCCAGUUGUUCUUCAAGAACGAUUGCAACUAUCCCAUUGGCUUUGCCUACUUCAUUGGCGCCCACGCGGUGAUGUUCUACUUCCUCUUCUCCAACUUCUACAAGCGUGCCUACGUGAAGCGCGAUGGCAAGGACAAAUCCGCUGUCAAGGCCAAUGGACAUGCGAAUGGCGAUGUGAAGAAGGACGACGAUGCGACGAUGCCAAAGAAGGUUUCUCCCUUCAGUGUGAAUCGAUUCCAGAACACGUUCAACAAAUUCACAACCGAAAUGUGCAAUCCAGCUCUCAAUUCAAACAUAAAUCCGAACACGACGAGACAGCGAGUGAAUGUGAAUGCGGGCAACAAGUGAAGAAAAGGCGAUUUUCUCAUCCUCGCCUUCGCCGUCCACAAUGCUAGCCAAACAGCCAGCCAGCCAGCCAACCAAUAAACCAAUUAAC
This is a messenger RNA of Drosophila albomicans, 1643 nucleotides long. RefSeq names its product elongation of very long chain fatty acids protein (gene Elovl7). Gene Ontology annotation, cellular component: endoplasmic reticulum membrane. The record is from RefSeq and is a predicted model, not a curated record. Bases 548 to 1555 code for a protein of 335 amino acids. Gene Ontology annotation, biological process: sphingolipid biosynthetic process; very long-chain fatty acid biosynthetic process; fatty acid elongation, monounsaturated fatty acid. The transcript has 6 exons. NCBI's taxonomy places the organism in Eukaryota, Metazoa, Arthropoda, Insecta, Diptera, Drosophilidae. Gene Ontology annotation, molecular function: fatty acid elongase activity.